Messenger RNA from Mesorhabditis spiculigera, 360 nucleotides. The record is from the annotation of a GenBank genome assembly. Lineage: Eukaryota; Metazoa; Nematoda; Chromadorea; Rhabditida; Rhabditidae.
AUGAUAUUUCGAUCUCUUGCAGUUUUCCUGGUAUUGUCAGUCUCGAGAGGAUUGACCCUACAAUGCGACCUUAACGAAUUUAAUAAAUGUCUUUACAAGGAGCAAUUUGCAUACCUCGACAGUGACAGCAGUCUGGACCGAUUUGGGAAGCUGAAUUGCCAAUUCUGGCCUGACAGCGCGGCCAAUUGCUCGGAAUGCGUGAAAGCAUACGCAAAUUAUCGUCAGGAAAAAUUUUGCAAUGGCCGAGAAUUCGUGGAGAAGAAGGCAAACGACGCCGAAAACCAGCGGAAUCAACUCCAGAAUAACUGCGGAGCCUUCCAAACAUUCGUCGACUGUAGCGUGGCGGAACGUGACGUCAAG